AUGACUCUGCAUCACCGCUGCUCACUUUGUCCGCCAGUAGCUCCCUCACCAGCAGCCGAAACUGCUGCUACUGCUGCCCCAUCUAUGCUGCCAGAAUCACUAGUGUUCGACUCCUCUACACCACCUGCCACACCGCAACCCACUCCCUCCAGAGAGGGACAGACACAACACAACGCAACACAACCCCAUUUGUAUUCGAAAGGAAACAAGAGAUAUGUUGAUGAAGAUGAAGUCCUUUUGAUCAUAAUCAUCAUCAUCUACUCUCUCAACCACCGUUUCAAGAUCUUCUUAUACUUAGCGUUAGAUCCAUCGCCUGUAUUCUACCGUCUUUUUCAGGGUUUUCAAGAACUUGAAUUAAAAGAAUUCUUGGCACCUGCCAUCUGUAUAAACAGUUAUUAA
Messenger RNA from Lactuca virosa, 399 nucleotides. NCBI's taxonomy places the organism in Eukaryota, Viridiplantae, Streptophyta, Magnoliopsida, Asterales, Asteraceae. The record is from the annotation of a GenBank genome assembly.